AUGAGGGAUUCUAUUAUCUCAACCCUAUACAAAAACAAGGGAGACCGCAUUGAUGGCAACAAUUACCGUGGCAUCUCACUUCUGUGCAUUGCUGGAAAGCUGUUUGCCCGAGUAGCAUUAUACCGCCUUCAAAAGAUCGCUGAAAGGGUGUACCCUGAAUCCCAGUGUGGUUUCCGCUCUAAUCGGUCGACUGUGGACAUGAUUUUAUCUUUGAGACAACUCCAGGAGAGGUGCAAAGAGCAACAACAGCCACUCUACAUUGUAUUCAUCGACUUGACAAAGGCGUUGGACCUUUUCAGUAGAGACGGCAUUUUCAAGAUUCUGCCCUUACUUGGCUGUCCUCCUAAAUUCCUGAACUUCAUCAAAUCGUUCGAGGAUGCGUCUCGGGAGCCAAGAACAAAGGUAGCCAUCCGUGACCUUCUCCUUGCCGAUGAUGUUGCCCUCGUUGCUCACAGCGCUGAAAAACUCCAACUCCUCCUUAAUCAGUUUUCUGACGCAUGGCAGGCUUCCAGACUUACAAGCAGCCUAAAGAAGACGAAAUUCAUGUCCCAGGACAAUGCAGCCACACCUGCCGUAACGAUCAAAGAUUACAUCUUGGAAGCCGUCACACAGUUUACCUAUCUCGGCUCCACUACCUCAAACAACAACUGCCUUCAAGUGGAGAUUAGAAAGAGAAUUGGCAAGGCUGCAACCAACAUGGCUAAGCUGUCUUCCCGUGUCUGGGAGAACAAGAAGUUAACUACCCAAACUAAAGUUGCUGUGUAUCGUCCUUGCAUCGUGAGCACCUUAUUGUUUGGUAGCGAGUCUUGGACUACCUACGCUAGUAAGGAGAAGCGCUUGAACAUCUUCCAUAUGAGAUGUCUUCGUCGCAUCCUCUCCAUCUCAUGGACAGAUAAGGUCUCUAACAAUAAGGAACUUGCAAGAGCCAAUAUCCCCUCGAUGUUUCACCCUGAUAAAACAGCGCAGAUUGAGGUGGCUAGGUCAUGUGUACCGGAUGGAGGAUGGGCGAAUCACUAA
This is a messenger RNA of Stylophora pistillata, 1017 nucleotides long. RefSeq lists its product as uncharacterized. Lineage: Eukaryota; Metazoa; Cnidaria; Anthozoa; Scleractinia; Pocilloporidae. The record is from RefSeq and is a predicted model, not a curated record.